GCGCCUGCUGCAGUUUCUUCAUCGUCUGAUAUGAAGCGCUCGCGUCACUGACGACAUUAAAACACAAGUCAUGUGUCACCAGCGGAGAAGCGACUGAGGAGAAUGUCUGAGGUAAAUCCUCCCACAGAAAAAGUCUCUGUUACAGUCCCCGAGCCAGAGACUCCACCCCUAAAGAAAGAGACGGGGCCUGUGAUUGGUGGACUGCAACUGCGUUCUGCACCAGGGGCUUGUUUGCUGUUCGCUGGUGUUUUGCUUAUAGUGGGAAUCGGCAUUGCCGUGGGGGGGUAUUGGAACGGUCACCCCCGACGACAGCCACCCCACCAUGUGUCAAGUGGACGCACCUCUUCGGAGAAACUUAAGCUGAUUGGUCCUGUCAUCAUGGGGGUGGGGCUUUUCAUCUUUAUUUGUGCCAAUACAAUUCUCUAUGAGAAUCGGGACCAAGAACUACGCCAAGAACCAGAACGAGACAGAAAUCAAGCAUACCAGGAGAUCCUACCGCUAGUACCACAAACUCAGAGACACAACAACAGUCAUUCAAAAUGGUUUUCGCAAACAGAAUCAAAUGACAACACACAUACGCUGAACUUGUCUGAACUCAACAUCCAUUGUCUGGAUGAAGGUGCGGAUCUUCCCAUCCUUAAGUGUACUUCUCCAUCCUCUUGUAACUCCAGUCAGGUGAACUUAGAGAUAAGAUCUUCCUUUAAAGAUCACAAACACAUGGAAAGCUUUACUUUGCCUGUCAUUAAACUCAAUGACUGCCUGAUUGGCUCCUUAGACCCAGAGGCUCCUCCCCUCCCCGAACUGACUUACCGUAACAAGAUGGGAGCUGAAUAUGUUACAAGUGUGGAAGUAUCAAGAGUGAAUUCUACGGAUUCAUCUCUAAUGACGAAGAACAAAGCAUGAGCUAAAGGAUCGGUAGGCCUUUAUUCCCACGGGGGUCCACAGGGUGAAUAUAUUUGCGUUACAAUUAGGUGUACAGUUUGGCUUCUACUAGAGACUACAAAAGGACUUGGUACAGGAAUAACAAAGUUAGUCACAGAUCAAUUUUAAACCUGUUUCAAGAAGAAUGUUGGUAACUACAACACUGGCCCCCAUUGACUUCCAUUGUAUGGGCGCAAAGCUACUGAGACAUUUCUCAAAAUAUCUUCUUUUGUGUUCCAGAGAAGAAAGAGUCAUAUGCAGGUUUUGAAUGACAUGAGGGUGAAUAAAUGAUCAGGUUUUGUGUUAGAGAUACAUAGUUGGCUGUCACAUAAGUGAGAGAAUUAAGUAGAGACUAUGCUUCGCAACUUAAUUGAGGUCGUAUUUAUAUUGUAUUUUAGUUGUCUGCAUUUGCAGCGUCGUAGAAGUUAUGCAUUGUAGAUUGUUGUUCAUGUAAACUGCAGAUAAUAGAUUAUUCUUUGAUCUAUUUUUCCUUGGUCCAACCCACACAAGCUCAAAAUAAUAGAGACUGCACUAUGUGUCAUUGUGUUUGUAGUGCAGGUCCUUAUAGUUCACACAAAUGUCAGCUCAGAAAUGAAAGGCGGCCACCCGUGAGAGUACACACAUAAAUAGACAACUGAGCUUCUCUCAGUUUUGUCCUUAUACUGUUUUACAUCCAGCAUUUAAUUUCAUUUUACAAAUCAUGUGUUACAACUUGAAAGAGAAGGGCUAGCACAUAACAGCUGGCAGUCACAUGCAUGUUAUACACUCAGGAGUUCAUACAGUGCAUGUUAAUCCCAACUGUACGACUGCUCUAAAACCAGUACAGCUGUCUAGUAUCCAGCAUCAGUGUUUAGGAACAUGGAUUAACAAUCUCCGCAAUGACAUCAGUAAAAAUCAACAGGUCAAAGUUCACCUGGUUAGUCCCUACCGGUUUGCUCUAAAUACAGAAUUAAGGGGGGAAAUAAUCCUCUGUUGACUGCCAUUCAAAAGUAAAUACAUUUUUCCGAGAGCAACAUAUAAAUCACAAAUGUUUUAUUAAAUUCAAGUAGAUAUUUUUACCAUCUGCUGCCAUUGACAUCACAUCUUUGGAAAGUCACCAACAAUUAGGACUGUUUGUGCGUGUUUUUGAGUGAGAUGAGCUGACCAGGGUUAUGAGCAUGUUAUGAUGUAAUUUCUCAUACAGAUCUACAAUCCAAGAGCUUCACACACAAACAUUGGUAAUAGGGUUAUCACUAUAGAUUUUCACUAUAUGGUUAUUUUGGCCAAAAUAAUUCUUGAUAUAUAUUAAUUGCUGCUAUCAGUCAAAUUAAUCUUUCGUUUUGUGUUUUCCUUUUUGAGGUUAAUAAAUCUCACUCAAAAUAUGACUGGAGGCAGAGAGAGAAAGAGAGAGAGUUUAACUACUGUGCCUCUUGAGGUAAAGCUCUAAAUGGGUGCUGAUUUGAAAAAUAUAUAAUCCUAUGUGAUUAUCAUGGCUUUUAAUAUCAUGAUUAUUGCCAAAACCGGUAGGCCUUUAUUGUGACAACCCUAACUGGUAGAAAGAUCAAAAGGAUUUGAGAAAAUGUAAGCGCUACUUUUAAACAAUGCAGCAUACGUUGAUUUUACUUUGGAAUGAGUGUGUUUGCUUUCUUACUCAUCAGUUAAAUUAAGGAAAUGUCAGGGACACAAGUAUAGUGUUCAAGUAUUCCGAUUCCAAUUCCUGGUUUUGGAAUCGAAAGAAUCAAUUCCAAGAA
This is a messenger RNA of Triplophysa rosa, 2651 nucleotides long. RefSeq names its product transmembrane protein 200A. The record is from RefSeq and is a predicted model, not a curated record. Bases 103 to 903 code for a protein of 266 amino acids. NCBI's taxonomy places the organism in Eukaryota, Metazoa, Chordata, Actinopteri, Cypriniformes, Nemacheilidae. The transcript has 2 exons.